Molecule: messenger RNA, 6352 nt
Organism: Monodelphis domestica (gray short-tailed opossum)
Lineage: Eukaryota; Metazoa; Chordata; Mammalia; Didelphimorphia; Didelphidae
Gene: LYRM9
Product: LYR motif containing 9
Source: RefSeq, a predicted model, not a curated record
AGCUCUUCUCUCUUCCUGGAGCAGGGGCGAGUCCGGGCUCCCGCGCGCGCGCCUGCACGCUCCACGGGACGCGUGCGCAGGCGCGAUCUCUCGCGGCCGCCGCCGCUGCCCCGCUGCCGCUGUCUCUGUCGCUAUCACAGCAGCUGUUGUUGUCGCCGCCGCCACUGCAGCGACUGAGCCGACGUUCCAAAGUGGAACGCGGUACCUUCAGGCCCCACUGCAGAGCGAGGAGGCGACGCCGAUGGGCCCGUUACCGGGCGCUGAGUUAGUUCAGACGCCGCUCCAGCUGUACCGGUACCUGCUGCGCUGCUGUCGCCGGCUGCCGGCUAAGAACAUCCAGGAGCACUACAAGCACGCCAUCAAACAGAGUUUCCACGUCCACGCAGAUGAAGACAGCCCGGAGAGGAUCCGGCAGAUCAUCCAGCGGGCCAUCGAAGAUGCCGACUGGGUCAUGAAGAAGUAUGAGAAGCCAAACUAAGGACCGGCCGAGCCCUCUGGAGCCCCUCGGCCGACAGCACGGACACGGCAGGGCAGCCCCCGGCUGACGCAGAGCGCCGGGCCCAGGGGAGGCAGGACGGAUAUUCCAGAGCCACGUGUAUGCCUUCAGCGGCCCCCGCUGGGCCACCUCCACCCCCAAAGGCCCAAGUGGGGGAGGGCGCUUUCUGACAUUUGUGCAUCAUUCGUUUACUCUGUGAACAUUUAUCAAUUGUCUAAAUGGAAGCAAGGGUUUCUCGAACCUCUCUCGUGGGCCUAGCCCUGUGCUAAGGGAGAGAAGAGAAUUCCAAGUCUCUUGCCUUUUGUUAUAGCCAGUGUUUAGCCUCGUGCCUGGCAUAAAGCACACACUUAAAUGCUCAUUCACCGAUGGCCUGUGUGUGUGUCUUCUCCCCAAAGAAUGCAGACUUGCUACCUCAUGCCCUCCUGCCUGCAGAGAGAAAUCAGAGGAAAGAGAGACGUUGCCGAGGGCAGCAGGAGCUGAGGGGAAGGAAGUCUGUCUGUCUGUCUGUCUUUAGAAACAGCCCCAGUGAGUGAGUGCACCAGUCGCUUCCAUCUGGUGUCUCACUUCGAGAUAGAAUUUGCCUUUCAGAGCUCCCACCCCCCGUGAGGGACGUCGGGCAGGCAUCCUCGUUUCACAGAGGACCACAAUGGGCUGGGGCUGAGCAACUUGUUGGAACGUUUUUGGGAAUGAGUUUUCUCUUAGUGUUUUUUUUAAUUCAGUCAUACAGUGUGGCUUUAUUAAAUAGCGUACAAGGGAAGCUGCAUGGGGACUAUAUUGGAUGCUGAGCCAGAGCGAGUCCCUCUUGUUUCAGGGACUCUGUUCAUGCAGGAAAAUGCUUAUUACGAUCAGAGAACACGGCGUCAGGACUUGGCGUAGGCGCCGUCAUCUUUUUUGGAGUCUGGACCCCCUUUUCAGCAGGCUGGUGAAGCCUGUGGGCCCCUUUCCAGAAAAGUGUUUUCAAAUGCAUUCAACAAAGAUCAUCAAGGAAGCCAAUUGUGCUGAAAUAUAGGGAUCAACAUAGGCAGCAGUCAAGUUGUUUGCAUAUUUUCUCUCCCAUUAACACGAGCUCCUUGAGGGCAGAAAUGGUAUUUUUGCCCUUCUUUAUAUCCCUUGCACCUAGUACAGUGCUUGGCUUAUAAGAAGGGCUCAAUGAAUGCUUAUUGAUGCACUUACUGUUGAGAUGCAGAGCUAGAAGGAACCUUAGUAGAUCGCCAAGCCAAGCCCUCCUUUUAUCCCUGGGAGAAAUGAAGGCCAAGUCCCCGGAAGACACAGCUGUGCUCAAUACAGAAGUAGUAUCAGGCGUGUCCUCUAGCAUGUCAAACUCGGUGCAAAAGCUGCUGCCAUUUUUAAAAGGUCUACUCUGAAGAGCAGAUAGUCACACAAUCUAUGCCCGGGAAGAUCAUGGUUAUUUAGCAACAAAAAAUGGCAGUUUUGACAGUUUGAAAAUAUAUUCUGUGGAUUCCUGUGGAUGGCUAGGUAGAGUCACACCAGUGGAAGAAAAAAAAAAGAAACCAACAAUCUGCAAACAAAGCAAGAGAGGGAAAGAAAGAACUAUCAUGGCAGUAUUGAAAGAUUAAAAUGAUGAACGGUGGAGGCAGCUGGGGAGCUCAGUGGAUUGAGAGUCAGGCCCAGAGAUGGGAGGUCCUGGGUUCAAAUAUGGUCCCAGAUACUUCCUAGCUGUGUGACCCUGGGCAAGUCCCUUAACCCCCAUUGCCUAGCCCUUACCACUGUUCUGCCUUGGAACCAAUACAUAGGAUUGAAUCCAAGGUGGAAAUUAAGGGUUUGAAAAAAAAUAUUAAAGGCCAUCAUUUGAUUGGACUGUGGAUUAAUUGGACCACAGCUGAUGGAUACCAAGUUGGGUAGGACAAAUAAAAAAGCAUUUGAUGAAAAUCCACCAUAAAAGAACUCUAAAAUCCUAUGUUCAAAGGAGUUUGGAAAUAUUUUUGUCCUCAGUGAGAAUUAGUUUGGCAGAGUGGCUUGAUGGGCCAUAUAUGGGCCAUAAAGGGCAGUAGGAAGGAAGAUAACACUGGCAGAGAAAAAUUCUGAAUGUGAAGGUAGACACAUGUUAUAUGUGUCUAUAUACUGAAACCAACAAGGAUCACUGUGGUAGGGAUUUACAAAAUGACUGAUGGGUGGAAGAAAUACAUGAAUCAGACAUGGGGCUUUAGGCAAUCCUAAAAGAGUUCCUUCAGUUUCUAAAAGAAGACUGUCUUCUAUUACUGAAGUGGGUAAUGCCAGAGAAGAGAGAAUGUUUGAUUAUGUGAGGAAUAGCUGUUCUCAUCUCUCCAUCUCCAGAAGAUGCUACAUGGGAAUUUCUUAGACUGAUUCUUGAUCUUGUGUAAAAAGAUUGGAACAAGAUACUUUAACAAAAUACUUUAGACAGGACAACUGUAUCCAUGUGAAGCCUUGAUUCUGUGAAAAACAGCUUAGCUUGAUUAUUCUCUGAAAUUCUUAUUUUUUCCUUCAUAUUUGGCAUUGUGGGUAUUUAAAUUGUUUGAGAGAAAACUUACUUGAAGAUUACUGUUUGCAUCUUUCCAUCUUGAACUAAACACAUUAUAAUUCUAUAAUUAUUCAAAUUAAAUUAGGAGCACCCCCCCCCCCAAGGAUUUAUGGAUAGAUUUUGAAGAGUUUUUAAAAUUAUGAGACAGGAAAACCGAUAGCUUUGUUUUCACUAACUGCUGGUUUCCUUCAUAAUCCUAUAUAUGUUAUUUUACAAAUUAAAAAACAUUCAGAAAAAUAAUCCAGAGACUUGCAGAAGGGUCUAGGAUACAAAAAGGAGUUGAGUCCCUGUUCUAGAAUGAUCUUGAAAGCAAUCGUGCUAUUGCUUGUGAAUUCUUCAAAAGUUUUAAAAAUUAUUAUUUUAAUCUAAGUAAAAGAUAUAUUUUGAUGAGUUUUUUUGAUGGUCAAUUUAAAUUUGAAUUGACUGCAAUGCUGAAACUUAACAUACUUAACCUCUUAGAAUGUGAGUCUUCUCUUUUUCUGUUAUAGGUUUUCAUUGUGGAAUAUAGUCUAUGAGAGUGUAUGAAGGAUUAGGUUGGGGGGAUUGGGAGGAAGAGGAAACAUCUUAGUUUGUUUCUUGUUAACUUUUUAAAAACUUUCAUUCUUAAAGGAUAUCAAGAAAUAGAUUUUCUUUUCCAAAAGUUGAUUCUAUUUUAGAAAUUGCAUUUAAGGAGAAUUUUAGGUCAAUAACAGUGGUCCCAUUAUAAAAAGAUAAAAUAACUUUAAGAAAUAUACACUCUCUAUAUGUCAGUUCUGUAAAAAUGAGUUCAUAGGGAAGUUAGGUGGCUCAUUGGAUAGAGAGUGAGACCUGGAGUUCAAAUCUGGUUCUGAACCCAAGUUCAAAUCUUGUCUCAAUCAAUUCCUAGCAAUAUGACUUUAAUUUAGCAGUCACUUAACGUCAGCCUAGUCCUUGCCACUUUACUGUCUUAGAACUGAUACUAAGAUGGGAUUUAAAAAAUAAAAAAAUAACAAAAGAUCCAAGUUCAUACCCUCAAGGGUAAUUGUUCUGUUUAUGAUUUAGUUUCAUUAACCACUUUGUAUAAGUCUUUCCCUGCCCUCCACACCCAUCCCUUCAUGUGCUUUAAAAUUUUUCUUGUAAACUUGAAGGGAGGUUAGAGAGCGGCUUGUCCUUUGGCAGCAUCAAAUGGAAAGUGUGUUCCGGUUUCCCUGUUGGUGUGAGAUGUUGAAAAGAAGCCCUCUGCUCUCUGUUGCCUCCUCCAGAAGGUUACGGGAGUGUAUGGGUUUCAGAGAGUAGUAACUUACGGGUAACUCAGGCUGAUGGAGAUGUAACAGCAAAAACCAGCUCUCACUUGGACUUUUUGAGGGGUGCUGAAUCGUUUCAGAAACUGAUGUUUCCAAGUGUGGCAAUCCAGAGGUCACAGUACCGAGUUAGCUUCUAUUUAUUGGGAUUCCAAAGUUCAGAUUUUUUCCCUUGUCAUAUUGAUAUUUUUUUUUGUAAAAAAAAUGAUCCUUCUGCUGAUGGUACCAGUUUGUUUAUGGUUGUUUAAGUUGGGGUCCACAGACUUCCAAGCGGUCAAUGGAUAGAUUUCAGGGGGAUAUAUAGGGUAAAAGAUGAUAUAACUAGAACUGUCUUUAACGUAGAAAUUUCUAUACAUUUGGAUAGGAAAAAAAUAUUACAUCACUAUUUUCACCAUCCACAAACUGAAAUUUGGCAUUUCUUUCAUUUGAGCUUUUAAAAUACUUCUGCCAAAGAGACCCACAACACACCUUGCUAUAUAAGCUGACCAUUGAAAGUGAGAUAUUCUGUACCAUCUCUAUGGAGGGGGAAGGGGGGAACUACUUUUUAUGAUGCUUGAGGGAAACAUUUGAAAAAGCAGCACUCUUCAAGAUUCCUUUUAUAUUCUAGGAUGAUUUAAAAAAAAAAACCCAAACCCUUACUUUCUGUCUUAGAAUUGAUACCACUUCUAAGGCAGAAUUACAGUUAGGGCUAGGUGUUGAGGUUAAGUGACUGGCCCAGGGUCACACAAUGAGGAAGUGUCUGAAGUCAUAUUUGAACUAAGUACUCCUGACUCCAGACUUGGUGCUCUAUCCACUGAGCCACCUAUCUUUUCCUCGGGACAUUUUCUUUUAAAGGCAUGGUGUUUAAUUUCUAGGUAUAUUGAGGUGGGAGAGAGAAUAUGUUCAUUGUUCCCAUGGAUAAAUAUAUAGGGUAAAAGAUGAUAUUGUAACUAGAACUGUCUUUAACUUAGAAAUAUUUUUUGUAUAAUUAAAUGGGUUUUGGACAGCCUUUGUACAUGAAUAAGCAUGUCUUCGGAAUGCUUGCAGACAGAGGCUGGGUAUAAUGUUCGCCUACACAUUGAUACGUGGACAUUAUCAUUAUACACACAUACAAUUAUACACACAUAAUAUAUACUGAUGGCGCUAAUGCCAAAAUGCUAUUUGAACUGGAGUGGAAUGGGGGCAUUCCACAGUGGAGAACUCACCACCACAAUCUCAGAAAAGCAACUUUAAUUUUUUUCUUAGUUUAUCUGGUGCUGAAGAUGGGGUGUGGCCAACAUUUAGGCAUGAUUUUGGCGAUCCGAUCAGCUUUUUAACUAAAGGGAGAUAUCCCGUAAUCAGUCCAGAGCAGACAUCUUACUGCAAGGACAAGUUAAAAAAUAUGGUGGGUUUGAACACGUGGAUCCCUGGAGAUUCUGUUCAGUUCCUGGGUGUAAAGGAGGGUUGGGGGUUUGGGGGGGGGAGGAAAGGGGAAAUUGUGUUGUGUGAAGUUAAUAAAUGUUCUCAUUGUCUAUCAUUUUCUACUGUCAUUUGAGUGGAGAAAGAAUGACAUUUGGGCUUUUGAAAAUAUUUUGUAGUUUCUUUAAAAAGAGACCUGUGAAUGCUGACUAUUUGUAAUGUUUUUUUUGUUGUUGUUAUUGCUGAAGAUGUUCUGAAGAAGUAUUUAAAAAUUGAAACACUCAUUUAGGAUUUAUUUUUAAUGCUAUUGUAUAAAAUUUAUAAUCCCAUUCUUUCUGUGGAUUAUGUUUUUGAAGGAACCUACUCUAGUUUUUCUUUUUGCUGCUACUCUUUGUUGAGCAUAGAGAACUACUUACCUUUGCCUUUGCUUUUUUUCCCCUCCUUCAAGAAGAAUAACCUUUGUACUGAUGGUAACAAAAGUGUUUGUGGAUGUGUAAUUUGAAUCUAAAAUUAUGAGCCCCAGCAAAACUAUGACUCCCAGCAUCCUACUCACUUCCUGUUGUUACAUGCUGACAUAGAUAGGAUAUAAAUUGGGUGAAGUUCCGUGUCUAGCUCUUUUUCCUUCUUGUUGCAGCUUUGGUGGAGCAGGCUUUUUGAGCAGGUAGAAAAACUUAGUCUUGUCGCUCUGUUUUGUUAAAUAAUAAACGUUAUAAAAUAUAA